UAUAAAAGUAAGGUGUCACAAGCGGUUGAAAAAAAAUAUCUAGAUAUGGCUCAUUGUGUUAAGCUGGUGAUGUUGCUGAAAGUUUUGCUCCUAUCGUGCUGUUUCGCACAUCCAACCAAUCAGCAGCAAACGUCCGAUCCUCCCAUCACGGAAAAUGUUCAAUGUUUAAUCGAGCUUAAGGAGCUGCUGAAGCUCGUAUUUAAACUUCUUUCGGUGGAAUCGUUUGAUUUGUUAAGCGAAAUGAAUCAAUUCGAAAAAAUGCAAGGCCAGGAAAGUUUCAGCUCUGCAUCAUCUUCGAAGUCGGCUGAGAACAAUCACGGCAACACCGAGCAGCCUAUUCAUUUCCUGUUGGAAAAGUUGGACAUGCUAAUGAGGAGCUUUAACCAAACAGUUGGCACCCUUUCCUGCUUUAAGCAUACUCGCUUGAAUCGCGAAACGGCUAGCCACGUAGCCAACUUACGCCAACAAUCCACCAUCGAUUGCGACACUUCUCCAAUGGUGUGUAUGGUGUUUCGUCUUCUGCACUGGAUGUACGUAGAGCCUACGUACGAGAUUAUCCAGCUGUUGCGCUUUUGGAUACGUGGUAACAAAUCCUUUCAACAGUGGUAAUAUCUUCAAGUCAAUGUUCACUCGUCAAUGGUGAGACCGAGAUAAUAAAGGAUGGCGUUUUAACUGCCCAUUUUAGAUAAGAUAAACCGCGCUCCUAUCGAUCGAAGGCGUUCGAACUGCCGGAAGGGAUAGUCCCGACCCCGACAAUACCGUGACACCUGACCAGAUAAGACUGCACACACACACACUCACACACACACACACUCACACACACACACACACACACACACACACACACACACACACACACACCCACGCCGGAGAUGAUAAGAGUGCAAUUGUUUUAGGUGACGGCAGAUUUGCUUGCAUUGAUUGACGGUCGAGUGGAAAUUUGAAUGGAAUCUGGUAAAUUAAUAGCAAAUCAUAGAAAGAUCAAAAGAUGGUUUAGUAGACUGAGGAAGUGUGUGCAAUGUCACUGAGCACAAUAAAGUGUGACUGAUACUGACUCCCCACCAAAUGAUUAAU
Messenger RNA from Anopheles merus, 1074 nucleotides. RefSeq lists its product as uncharacterized. The transcript is spliced from 3 exons. The record is from RefSeq and is a predicted model, not a curated record. NCBI's taxonomy places the organism in Eukaryota, Metazoa, Arthropoda, Insecta, Diptera, Culicidae. Bases 46 to 609 code for a protein of 187 amino acids.